Messenger RNA from Pristis pectinata (smalltooth sawfish), 1545 nucleotides. It is a transcript of the gene agt, whose product is annotated as angiotensinogen. Lineage: Eukaryota; Metazoa; Chordata; Chondrichthyes; Rhinopristiformes; Pristidae. The transcript has 5 exons. Gene Ontology annotation, biological process: regulation of systemic arterial blood pressure by renin-angiotensin. Bases 159 to 1538 code for a protein of 459 amino acids. Gene Ontology annotation, molecular function: serine-type endopeptidase inhibitor activity. The record is from RefSeq and is a predicted model, not a curated record.
AACUGGACCCCAAGGGAUUGCUGAAGAAUUGGAGCCAUGGACAUGUGUUGAAGGAGCGAAUCCUGACACCGAUCAAAUUUGAUGGCGACAAAUUCCAGUCCACUUGGGACAAAAGGAACAACCUUUGACUCAGUGCGUUGGUUGAGAAGGGGAAGACCAUGAAGCUGAUCCUCUCCCUUCUCUGGAUUGGGACCCUCUUGGAACCAGGAGCAACAGUGCGGCCGUACAUUCACCCAUUUUCUAUGAUUACCUGCAACAUAUCGACGCCGCCGGCGGAGGUGGACGGGGAGGACGGCUUCCUGCCUGGGUUGAUUGGAGAUAAUGAGACCCAAGUCAAUGGCUCAGGGGAGAUGUGGUGGGAAGAGGAGGAGGAGGAAGAAGUGAAGCCCGACGUCAGGAAGCGGAACUAUUUAUCCAGUCUCCAGGCCUCUCUCGGCUGUGCCUGGUUAUCCCACUGGACCUCGCGGGAGGUGUCAGGGGUCACCAUGCUCUUCCCCAUGUACCUCCAUGUGAUCCUGGCGGCUCUGUCCUUGGGUGCACAGGGCUCCACUGCCGACAGCCUCCAGGAGAUCUUGGGCUUCUCGGACAAUGGGUGCGGCGGGAUCAGCGGCAGCCAGCGCUCUCACGACAUGCGUUGGCACUUCCGGCUGCUCCUCCGGGAUAUCCUCACCCAUCAUCGCAGCUCCCUGUCCACCGGCAGCUGGAUGGUCUUCCAGGAGGGUCUGCGGCUCCGCCGGACCUUUGCCCGCCAACUCCGGCACUUUCAUCCCGAGGUACGGCUGGGAGCCGUCAACUUCCGCCAGCCCCAAAUGGCGGAAGAGUCCAUCAACAACCUCAUCCACAGAGCGACGGCUGGCCGGCUGGACAACCUGGUGACCGGCCUGAGCCCCAGCACCAACCUGGUGGUCACCAGUUUCGUUCACUUUAAAGGAAAAUGGAAAACCAGAUCUCAAUGUCACGGGACAGAACUUCAGGAUUUCUUCAAUGAUGCGGGGGACAAAACCCAAGUUCUUAUGAUGAUUUGGUGUGGCUGGCUUCAGUAUAAGACUGCUUCUAACUAUACACUGAUUCAACUCCCAAUGAGUGAGACAAUGUACAUGAUACUAAUUCAAACAGUCCAACCAGCCACGAUGGAGGAAAUCAUGAAAAUGCUGCCAGUUGACAAAACAGUGAAAGAUUUUCAGACUGGGUUUGUGAGGCUUGUAAUGCCGCGAUUUGCAUGGGAAGGCACGUACAAUGUGAAGGAGAAGCUCAGCCAGGUUCCAGAGAUGCUGGGUGGUCAAGCUGAUUUCUCCAGGUUAAGCAGUGCCCAACAAUUGGUGCCAGAACAGGUUAUACAUAGCAUUAUUUUUGAAGUCACGGAAGAUGAGGAAGAGCAAACCACUGCAGAAGAUCUUGCAGUCAGCAACACAACCACAACAGAGAUUAGAUUUAACAAGCCAUUUGUUUUCCGAGUUUAUGAUGGGGCAUUGGACAUGUUGCUGUUUCUUGGAAGUGUAAAGAGAUUUCCCUUAAAAUCUGAAUUAAAGAUAUUUUAAUGUACAA